AUGAAGUUGGGAUUCGAAAUUCAACGAUUGCUCAACACCGCGGCGGUCGACGGCGGCGCGUACGGUCACCUCAUCCAGCACUUCACCCGUGACCGACUUCCUCUCCACGCGCUUCAGCUUCACGCGCGCAUUGUUGUCUUCUCCGUCAAACCUGACAACUUCCUCGCUUCGAAGCUCAUCAAUUUUUACACUCGGGAGAACCGCUUCCGCCAAGCACUCCAUGUGUUCGACGAAAUUACCGUUAGAAAUGCCUUCUCUUACAAUGCACUUCUUAUCGCUUACACUUCCCGUGAGAUGUAUUUCGAUGCUUUCUCGUUGUUUUCGUCAUGGAUUGGGUCCUCUUGUUACUCUUCCGAUACCGCCAGACCGGAUUCUAUUAGCAUCUCUUGUGUGUUGAAGGCCUUGUCGGGUUAUGAUGAUUACUGGUUGUGUUCACUGGCUCGACAAGUUCACGGGUUUGUUAUACGAGGUGGGUUUGAUUCCGAUGUCUUUGUGGGCAAUGGGUUGAUCACGUACUAUACAAAGUGUGAGGACAUUGCGUCUGCGAGGAAAGGGUUCGAUGAAAUGUCUGACAGAGACAUCGUCUCGUGGAACUCUAUGAUUUCCGGGUAUUCUCAAAGUGGGUCUUACGAGGACUGUAAAGAGUUGUAUAGAUCGAUGUUAAGUUGCUCUGGUUUAAAACCUAACGGAGUCACUGUAAUAAGCGUAUUGCAGGCGUGUGGACAAUCAAGCGAUCUUGUUUUCGGGAUGGAAGUUCACAAGAAGAUGCUUGAGAAUCAUAUUCAGAUGGAUUUAUCCCUGUGUAAUGCUGUGAUUGCUUUUUAUGCUAAAUGUGGUAGCUUGGAUUAUGCAAGAGCAUUGUUUGAUGAAAUGAGUGAGAAAGAUUCUGUCACAUACGGGGCUAUAAUUUCAGGAUAUAUGGCUCAUGGUCUUGUCAAUGAAGCAAUGGCUUUAUUUAGUGAAAUGGAAAGCAUUGGUCUCAGUACGUGGAAUGCGGUGAUUUCGGGUCUUAUGCAGAAUAACCAUCACGAGGAGGUUAUAAACGCAUUUAGGGAGAUGAUACAAUGUGGCUCUAGGCCAAAUACAGUGACGCUUUCGAGCCUUCUUCCUUCGUUGACAUAUUGUUCAAAUCUGAAAGGGGGUAAGGAAAUCCACGCGUUUGCCAUCCGUAAUGGUUCUGACAACAAUAUAUAUGUCGCUACCUCCAUCAUAGAUAACUAUGCUAAAUUAGGAUUUCUCCGAGGUGCUCAACGGGUUUUUGAUAACUGUAAAGAGAGGAGCUUGAUCGUUUGGACCGCAAUAAUAACAGCAUAUGCUGUUCAUGGGGACUCUUGUUCUGCUUGUAGUCUUUUUGACCAAAUGCAGUGUGUCGGAACUAAGCCGGACAAUGUCACGCUAACAGCUGUUCUUUCAGCUUGUGCGCACUCCGGAGAAUCAGACAAGGCGCAGCACAUAUUUGAUUCUAUGGUAACAAAGUAUGACAUUGAGCCUGGAGUUGAGCACUAUGCUUGUAUGGUAAGUGUUCUUAGCCGAGCUGGAAAACUUUCGGAUGCAAUGGAGUUCAUUUUAAAGAUGCCAAUGGAACCGAUUGCUAAAGUUUGGGGUGCAUUAUUGAAUGGGGCUUCUGUUCUUGGUGAUGUCGAGAUUGCGAGGUUUGCUUGUGAUCGCUUGUUUGAGAUGGAACCCGAAAAUACAGGGAAUUACACUAUCAUGGCGAAUUUAUACACACGAGCGGGGAGAUGGGAAGAAGCUGAAAUCGUAAGGGAUAAGAUGAAGAGAAUGGGAUUGAAGAAAAUCGCUGGCACCAGUUGGAUCGCAACUGGUGAAGGAUUACGUAGUUUCAUUGCGAAAGACAGUUCGUGCGAGAGAAGCAAAGAGAUGUAUGAUGUAAUAGAGGAUUUGGUCGAGUCAAUGAGUGACAAAGAGUAUAUCAUGAAACAAGAACUUGAUGAAGCUUACUGA
Arabis nemorensis is the source of this 1962-nucleotide messenger RNA. The record is from the annotation of a GenBank genome assembly. NCBI's taxonomy places the organism in Eukaryota, Viridiplantae, Streptophyta, Magnoliopsida, Brassicales, Brassicaceae.